Messenger RNA from Pisolithus orientalis, 1238 nucleotides. RefSeq names its product RmlC-like cupin domain-containing protein. Lineage: Eukaryota; Fungi; Basidiomycota; Agaricomycetes; Boletales; Pisolithaceae. The record is from RefSeq and is a predicted model, not a curated record. The transcript has 4 exons. Bases 201 to 1028 code for a protein of 275 amino acids.
UAAGCUGGCUUCAUCAGCGAUUUGAGCGAGGGUACAAAAGCGAGGCUCGCCUCGCUGGCACUUCGCUCCAUCGUCUUUGUGAGCUGUCUCGAAGACUCACAGCCGUUUCUGAGGUCCUACGAAAAAUCAGCGGUGCUACAUCACUAGAACGCACCUUGUCAGCUCAUCCAGUCUCGACUUUCCACAGACCUUCGCCAGCCAUGUCCGGCAAUCCAAUCCAGAUAAUCCCUCAUUGGAGCACAGACAGGGGGCACGCAGAUCAUGGGUGGCUCAAAACCUUCCACACCUUUUCUUUUGCUAACUACCACGAUCCAAGACAUGCUUCUUAUGGUGCUCUCCGUGUUAUUAACGAGGACCGUGUUGCGCCCGGCACCGGAUUCGGGACGCACAGCCAUCAGCAUUUCGAGAUUUUCUCUUAUGUCGUUGGCGGACAACUCGAACACCAAGAUUCGAUGGGAAACACGGAAGUCCUGUCUCGCGGCGCACUACAAUCAACCUCCGCUGGAACGGGGAUCUCGCACUCUGAGAAGGCACACGGUUCGGAAGAGGUACACUUCCUACAGAUCUGGGCAUUGGCUCGUCCGGGAGACGGAAACAAAAAGCCCGCAUAUUUCACCAGAAAGUUUCCCGAUGAAGAGAAACACAACCGAUUCGUGACCGUCGUCGCACCUGAUAAUUCUUCAUCAGUCUCUCUCAGUCGCGAGGAUAAAGGACCAGCACCCAUUCGUUCCGAGCUCUGGAUGCAUGCCUCCUUGAUUGAUCCAGGAGUUUCCCUCGUGCAUGGGCACGUGGAAAAAGGACAAGGACAACCGAGGAGAGGGUACAUCCAUCUAAUUCAGACGUCAGGGUACAACUCAGGAAAGCCCGGUGGGAACGCAAUCCGCAUUGGUUCAAAGUCAAGUGCUGAAGAUUCAAAGGUAGAGUUGAGGGAGGGCGAUGGGGCAUACCUGGUAUAUGAAAGUCAUGAUCUCGAGGUGACGAAUGUAGGACAAGGGAUGGCAGAGGUUUUGCUGUUCGAUUUAGACUGAUAUAACCUAGUUCGACUUACUGUCAGACGUAUCAGUUUCGAGGCUAUGAGUAUUUAUCUCCCGCCAUGGUGUUGAAAGUUAUUUGGCAUUUUUGUUAUGCUCCGUGCUACUCAAGUGCUACUCUAAACGACAGUACAGGCUUCCCUUGCCCCCGUUCCACUAGUGCGGAGAUCCGUACGCUUGUACGCAAUCCUGAUGGGCAAUGCUCGG